Messenger RNA from Suillus bovinus, 1687 nucleotides. Its product is annotated as thymine dioxygenase. Gene Ontology annotation, molecular function: dioxygenase activity. The coding region runs from base 398 to 1384 and encodes 328 amino acids. The record is from RefSeq and is a predicted model, not a curated record. Lineage: Eukaryota; Fungi; Basidiomycota; Agaricomycetes; Boletales; Suillaceae. The transcript is spliced from 11 exons.
CACUGGCUCACUGCACUCUCCCAUUGUCCGAUGACUACACCGUUAUCACAUCACGUGAUGUUUACGGACGCUGGUGGAACCAACCGGAAAUACCACUAGCACGAUCCACGUAUAUGGUACCCAUUCACAGCGAAUUCCUUCCGCGUCACGUUCAUGAAAGAUCCAAAGGAAAAAAUCAUCCAGCCCUCUGGAGAGAACAGAUGCCAGCUCAGUACUUCUAUUAUGAGAUACCGCCGGCGUCAAAAAUGGUCGCAUGGUGAAGUUCGCAAACGUCACGCUGGCAGAACCAUGUUCUGCCAAGUUUUGUCAGUUCUGCAGGCAGAAUUGCCCUGAAAUAGUUCUGCCCAUGGUUUCCAAGAUCAGAUCAACCGUCCCUUGACCAUCUAACACUGCGGCUAUGUCGAAUAAUUCAAUCCCUAUUGUUGAUUUUGCUCCGUUCUUAGACGGAACUGCGAAACAGCAGGUUGCAGAUCAGCUCCUCGGGUCGUUCAAAUCGGCUGGAUUCGUCCACCUCACGAAUUUUGGUCUAUCGAACGAAGAGGUCCAAGAGAUGUUUGAUUUGUCGAAGCGCUUUUUUGCCCUUCCGCACAAAAUCAAAAUGCUUGCGCCUCAUCCAGACUCCGGAGCACAUCAUCGAGGUUAUUCCUUCCCCGGCCAGGAGAAAGAAACCCAACUCCCGGAAUCGGGAGAUUCCACUGAGGCUGAAAUACCAAUCCCGAGCGUGAAAGAGUCGUUCGACAUCGGGCGUGAGGACGAUGACUUGAUGCCAAACAUCUGGCCGCCCGAUCACAUCCUCCCCGGCUUCAAGGAAUCGUAUCUGGCGUUCUAUUGGAAAUGCUAUGAGGUUGAGAAAAACAUCCUCCGCGCGCUCGCGCUGGGUUUCGGCUUGGAGGAGGAGUGGCUUGUGAGAUAUCAUGGGAUGUCAGAUAAUGGGCUGAGACUACAACACUAUCCCGGCGUCGCCCUCGAAUCGGUCCUUUCGAACAAGGUUGCACGGAUAUCGAAUCAUACGGAUUUUGAUACACUCACAAUCCUCUUUCAAGACAACGUAGGAGGCCUCGAAGUCGAGGAUUCGAAUGAGUCUGGGAGUUUUUUGGCGGUACCACCAAUUCCCAACUCGAUCGUCGUUAACGCAGGAGAUUUUUUGCGGCGAUGGUCGAAUGACACAAUACGGAGCGCGAUGCAUCGCGUUCGCGCGCCGCCGCAUGCGGUGACGAGGGAUGGCAUGCUUCCAGAUCGAUAUUCUAUCCCCUACUUCUGUGCUGCCGACCUUUCCACAGUCGUCGAUUCGAUCCCUGGUACGUGGUCAGCGGAUUAUCCCAAAAAGUAUGAGCCCGUGUCGGUGAAAGAGUAUGUAAUGAAGCGGUUUGCCGCGGAUUAUUAAAGCUGGUGAAAGGUGCUAUGGGUUGACAUGAAUAUCAAGUAUGAUACAUUUUCGUUUGUCCGAAUGCCAAAGGUUUAUGUAGAAUGACGGAUACCUUUCUGUAGAGUUUGGAGAUGGCUUCAAACCUGUGAUGGCGUGAUAUCGAGAUUCAGGUACCAUGAUGGGCAUUUGUUUUGAGUUCGACACAUCGACAUGUACUUUCUUUCAGAUGACGAUUUAGAAAGAUCCUUCCUGACCCCCCGGAAUAGUAUUAGCAAGUCGCACAGCUUAUGUAAUUGCGUAGAAACUGAAGUACUGAAGUAC